Messenger RNA from Triticum aestivum (bread wheat), 3865 nucleotides. RefSeq lists its product as uncharacterized. Bases 2969 to 3667 code for a protein of 232 amino acids. The record is from RefSeq and is a predicted model, not a curated record. The transcript is spliced from 8 exons. Gene Ontology annotation, molecular function: zinc ion binding. NCBI's taxonomy places the organism in Eukaryota, Viridiplantae, Streptophyta, Magnoliopsida, Poales, Poaceae.
CAUGUUCGAUCGAUCCCCAAUCUCAUCCCCUCCCCUCUCUCCCUCUCCCUCUCUCGCGACCCACACACCCUAACCCUAACCCGACUGCGCCGUCGCACCCGACAUGGGCGCCGCCGCCCCAACCCACCAACCGGUCCCCUUGCGCCACCACUUCUCGGACCGUGGCCUCCCUUCCCUUAGUCCGCAGUAGCAGCAGUGUCGUCUAGGACGGAGGAGCACCGUCCGCCGCUGAGGAGCAGCAGCGCGGUCCGCAACCAAAGAUCCGCUGUGCGCCGGGAACAUCAGCACCAUACGCCGGAGGAUCCUCUGCACCGACUACUAUUGAGGAGGAGCCCGCUGUUCUUCUUCCUUCAAUGGCGACCCCUGUCACGACCCCGCCUCCAGAUCUCAACAAGAGGUUCCAGGUCUAGGAAAUGGCAUUAUUGGUGUGGUGUUGUUCUGUUUUCUCAAUGAAUAUGAGUCGCUCGAUGGAUGGGAAUUGCUACUUACAAGUAUCACGUCCGCGUCCAACGACAACGACGUCAUCAACAUGGCGCGCCCACGAUCGCGGCUCCAUCGCCGCCGUCAUCCACAACCACACCCGGCGCAACAUCGAAGCUCGUGCGUGGUAGCGGUCUACUACUACCUCGGACGAGCAGCUCCGGCACCUUCACGAGCGCAGCGCGCCCGGUGGUUGGCUCUGCAUGCAUGCCCAUCAGAUGCUCGGUCAAAUGCUGAAGACCGGAUUUCGAAAGGUAAAUUUUAUUGAGCAGUAGACCCUUUUCCAGAGAAUCCCGUGCCGUGCCAGGAUGGGAAAUCCUUCUCAUGUUGAAAAGCCAAGCAUGCAUCCUUCUGUUGUUUUGGCCAGUCCCCUUGAUGGUACCACCCAGUCUUCAGAUUCAGAUGACUGCUACAUAACGCCAGGAAAGAUACCUGCAGUAAAAUAUUCUGCUGAUGAAUUUUCAGCAGAAUAUAGUCCAUCUGAAUCUGAUUCUGUGGAGUUGGACAAUGUUCAUGUGCUUUCAAAGGAUUAUGUCUUAUCAAGACGAUGCCAUCUCACAGGAGAACAAAUGGAAGAAAUUGAAGCGUUCGUCUCAAAAAUUCAAUCUGAACCCGGUGCUUGUGGUAAAGAUGAACAAGACCAAUGUGUCCGACUACCCUGAUCUGGUAAUACAUAAGGAGUACGCGGGUGCAUACUUUCCACCCAGAACUUGAUUUGUCACACUCAAGGUGCCUGAGAAUAGCAAGGGUUGGCAAUGCAAAAUCUGCAUUAGACCUGAUGGCGGACACAACCCUUAUUUGCGUGACUUUGUCCCUGACAAUCAUGUUCGGGAGGGAGAUCUCUGCCUCUUCCAUCCAAUCACAGAGGUUGAGGCAACAAACUUCACAAUUAUGGUCCACCUGCUUUGCAAAGCUGGAAGAGCUCCCAAAUCAAGGAGAUAAUCCACAUGAAUGUGCAUCUAUCUGCUCAGAUCAACGGGAGACUUCCUCCAAGCUUCAUUAUGUCUUAUCAAGUAGGCGCGGACUGGAUGAAGAAGAUGUGGCUGAAGUAGAUGCUCUUGUUACGAAAAUUCAACCUGAUAUCACUUUUCUUGUGGUUCAAAUGAUGAAGAGCAAUGCCAAUGGAUCACAACCUUCUCUGGUAACUAAUCUUGUUCCUAUUGUGCAGUGGGUAACUCUAUUGUUUUUGCUUGAGAUUGAAUAGUGCAACACAUAUUGAUUUGUUUCAAAAAUAGCUUUUUGUAAGAUUCACAACUAGCACCUCUCAUUUCACUAAUAAUCUUGAUGUGUUCAACAAAUAACUGUCAAUUGGCACAUGAACAUUUUUUGGUUGCUCUGUGAGCAUAUUUUAUUUUCUCCGCACUGAUUUUUGGUUUAUGCCAUAUGCAAUUAGAGUUGUGGUUUUCAAAGCUUCGUCAUAAGAAAAAUAAUGAUUCAAACGGAUUGUGAUCUGCCUAUAAUAAUACUACCUUUAAAGAGCUUGUCACUCAAAGGCAGCUGUGCUAUACUACCUCUGUCCGGGUUUAAUUAGUCCCCCUUGUAUUUUGAAUCAAAUUUUGAUCAUAGAUCUAACUAGCAGAACACAAGUUAGAUGCCACAAAAAAUCAUAUUGUCGAUUCAUAUUUGAACAAAAGUUUCUAAUGGUACUAUUUUUACUGUAUCAAAAUUUGACCCAAAAUACAAGGGGACUUAAUAAAUCCGGACGGAGGAAGUAGUUGUUUGUUACUCCCUCUGUUUCUUUUUAGUCUGCAUAUAAGAUUUGGUCAAAGUCAAACUUUAUCAACUUUGACUUAGUUUAUAGAAAAAAACAGCAAGAUUCAUAAUAUGAAAUCAAUAUUCUUAGAUGCAUCAUGAAAUUAAUUUUCAUACCAUAUAGCUUUAGUAUUGUAGAUGUUGAUAUUUUUUCCAACAAAGUUGGUUAAACUUUGCAAAGUUUGAUUUUGAUCAAAUCUUAUAUGCAAACUAAAAAGAAACGGAGGGAGUACAAUUCUCUAGCAACGAUCAAUAGCCUGUAUGACGUCACAUUAUUGUCUUUUCCUAAAGAACACAAGAGAUGAAUAUAGGCAUAAGUUAUCAAUAAAUAUUUAUUUUCUUGCUUACAUGUGGAGAGUGAAUUGCAAAAAACUCGACACUUCAGGCUAGGUUUGCAGGAACCACACAUAUACGAAACUGUGCCAAAAAGCACUAAUUUUUUUCAUAAUUUUUUGCAAAAAACACUAGUUGCUUGUUUGGACCGUUUUAAGUGCGUUUAUGACAAGGGGGGCCCGCAUCCGUCGACGUGGCAACAUUGUUCACACGACAACGCCGUUAGACGGCGUUACACGCCGCUGGCGCACUAGUUCGAGCCGGGCGGGUCAAACACCCCGAAGCGGCGCAGGCCCACCCCCCAGCCCUCACUCUCUCCCGUCCUUCUCCCUCUCUCUGCUCCCGCUCGUUCACCGCCGCCGCCCCCUCCCACAUCUCCGACCGUCGUCGCUGCCGCAUUGCCAUGGUUUCCUGGUCUGAUGACGACAGCAGCGAGAACUCUCACCAGUAUGCCGACUCAGCUUCAGACAAGGGCAUCAUCAAGAUCCUUGAGACCAUCGAUGACUCCGAUUUCGAGGGCACUGAACCUGAUGUGUUGUGCAAUGAACACUCCCUGCUAGCAGAGAGGCGUGUUGCUUUCCAGGGCAUCCAUACUGGCAGGAGGUUCUUUGCUUGUGAUGUGAAGGAGGGAAGAAACUGUGGGCUAGUUGAAUGGGUUGAUCCAUUUUGGCCAGCUACAGUGGAGAAUGCAUUGAUCAAGUUGUGGGAUAAGUAUGAAGAGUGCAGGAGGAGCAAGAUGGAGGACAAUCUAGAAAGCUCAUUUGUUGUUCACAAUCUGACACAACAGAAGAUCAAGCUGCAGGCAAGUUAUGAGAGGUUGGUUGAAGAUGUCAACGGCCUUUUGGAUGCCCUGGAGCAGAGGGCUCAGAUGGAGAGAGGUAAGAUGCAGAACAAACCUGAUGAGAGCAAGCUGCAGGAGAAGUAUGACAUGCUCAAGAACCUGACAGUUGCUCAAGCCAAUGUCAUUAGGAACAUGAAGUUGAAGCUUGCUGAAGAGAAGAUUAAGUUGCAGGCCCACAUUGAUGAGCUUGAGAAGGUUGCCGAGCAGACCAAGCUGAAGCUGAAUGGGAUCAAGGCCAUCUUAGAUGAAUGGGCAGUAUAAUGUAAUAUGCUGCUUAUUAGUACCACCAGCAUGGUUAUGGGAUGAUGAGUACUAUAAUUAUGGUUAUGUAAUGACUACUAUUAGAUGAAUAAUCUAGUAAUAUCUGAAUUAUGGUUAUGUAAUGUACCUAUUUAGCAUUAAGCACUAUCAUGUAAUAUGGUACUUAUUAGUUAUGAUUAUGUAUGAAUCUUCCAGUUA